Molecule: messenger RNA, 2094 nt
Organism: Pogoniulus pusillus (Red-fronted tinkerbird)
Lineage: Eukaryota; Metazoa; Chordata; Aves; Piciformes; Lybiidae
Gene: GALR2
Product: galanin receptor 2
Exons: 2
Coding region: 46-1149 (367 amino acids)
Biological process (GO): G protein-coupled receptor signaling pathway
Cellular component (GO): plasma membrane
Molecular function (GO): G protein-coupled receptor activity
Source: RefSeq, a predicted model, not a curated record
GCUCCCCCCACCCUCUCCCCCGUCUAUCCGCUGGCUCUCUUGGCCAUGAACGGCUCGGCAGGGAGCUCUGAGGGAGGCUGGCAGCCCGAGUCGGUGAUCAUCCCACUGCUGUUCCUCAUCAUCUUCCUGGUGGGCACGGUGGGCAACUGCCUGGUCCUGGCCGUGCUGCUGCGCAAUGGGCAGGUGAAGAACACCACCAACCUCUUCAUCCUCAACCUGGGGGUGGCUGAUCUCUGCUUCAUCCUCUUCUGCGUCCCUUUCCAAGCCACCAUCUACACCCUGGAGGGUUGGGUGUUUGGGCCCUUCCUGUGCAAGGCUGUCCACUUCUUCAUCUACCUCACCAUGUAUGCCAGCAGCUUCACCCUGGCUACUGUCUCCCUUGACAGGUAUUUGGCCAUACGAUACCCUCUGCACUCGAGGGAGCUGAGGACACCCAGGAAUGCCCUCGUGGCCAUCUGUGUCAUCUGGGGACUUUCCUUCAUCUUCUCAGGCCCUUACCUCAGCUAUUACCAGGAGUUCCAGCUGGCCAACCUGACUGUCUGCCACCCCAUCUGGGAGAUCUCCCAGCGCAAGGUCAUGGACAUCUGCACCUUCAUCUUCAGCUACAUCAUCCCAGUGCUGAUCUUGAGCCUCACAUACGUGCGGACCAUUCGCUACCUGUGGAAGUCUGUGGACCCUCUCCAAGGCAUGUCGGAGUCCAAGAAGGCCAAGCGGAAGGUCACCAGGAUGAUCAUCAUCGUGGCUGUCCUCUUCUGCCUCUGCUGGCUGCCUCACCACCUGAUCAUCCUCUGCGUCUGGUUCGGGUACUUCCCCCUCAACCAGGCCACCUACGUGCUCCGCAUCCUCUCGCACCUCAUCUCCUACGCCAACUCCUGCGUCAACCCCAUCGUCUACGCCCUGGUCUCCAAGCACUUCCGCCAGGGCUUCAAGAAGAUCUUCAUCUGCCUCUUGCACAAGAAGGCAGCCAACAAGGUGCACAUCGCUCAAGCGACGAACACAGUCAGCACGCUGGAGGCAGAGCUCAGCGAGGUGACCCACGUCAGCAGAGCCCUGCCCGGCCGCUCCUCCGCCCCGCGCUGGGGGCAGGCAGAGCUGGUGGGGUACCAGAGGAAAGCAGAGGGCUCCUUCAUCACCUUCAACAUCACCUAGCAGGGCUUCUUCCUACCCCAUGGCUUUGCAGGCUCCUGCAGCGUCACAGGCCUGGGGACAGGCUACGUUUUGGGUUGGAAUGCAUCAAAUUGUACCUUUUUCAUUGAGAUGCAGCCAGGUACCAUAACUGUUGAAGUGAUGAUGCUGCCUAUGGACUCAGCCGAGCACCAGCCGAGGAUCCAAGGGCAGGACUUGCUUCCACCAAGUGCUUGUUGGGAUCAGGGAUAUCAAAUCCCCACGUAAACUUUCACAUGUAAUUGCCAAUUCCUCUCUCAGACAGACUUACACCCUGUUGGAUCUACACCUGGUAUCUAUUGAAAGCUCAGGUCCCUCCAAACUACUGAGCAUCUGGCUGGAGUUAGCAGGGGGAACUACUGGUUUAAGGCCCAGCUCAGGAGCUGUGCCCCUAGAGCAGCACCGGCUACAGCCACCUGGACACAAAGCUGGCUCAGGUAGGAAAAUCCAGGAGAUAAACUUUCCUGACACAGGUGAUGCUGGCUGGGCUUUCACAGCUGCCUGGGGCCUGUGGCUCAGGGCAGGUUUCCCUGAGAUGGAGCCUGUAUGGAAGCAGCAUCUGUGGCUGAAACGAGUGCCAUAGCCCCAGUAUGGGACUGCAGAGGGUACAGGGCACCAACCGUGUUGCUGCCCAUGGCUCGUCCCUACCCUUUGAGUGCAUGUGAGGCUCUGCAGAAAGUCUGGAGGUCACCAAGGACAGGUGGGGUGGGAGAAUGUUUGCUGUGUCCCUGUGGGAGAGGUUGUGCUGCCUGGGGAAGCUGAGCUGGAUGUCAGCAGGUCAGCACUAGGGGAGUGUUUAAUGGCUCCGCAUCUCAGCCUGCGCCAGGCGUGUAUGAAGAAGAGCAGUGGAGGACUGGGCACAGCUUUCCUGUGGCUGUGGUGUGGGGCUGGACAAGUGCUGGGGAAGCCUCAAUAAAGUCCUCCAUCCUA